ACGGGUAGAGCGAGGGCGAGCACAUAGGUUAUGUUUACUUUUUGUCUGCUUUACUCGGGUAUAGCGCGCCUAGUUACCUAGUUUAUAUAUAUAUAGAUAUAAAAAAUAUCGUUGACGCUAGUCCUUGCGCAGGCUCAAGCCUGCCGCCGUCUUGAAGGGCAUUUAUGCUUUCAAUGUGAAUUGCGGACCAGAAGAAGUUGUUGCUAUUUCAAAUAUUUUACUUUGCAGUUUUAAAAAGAAAGAAACCUGAAGGAGCAAGCAGUGACAGCGAUGAUCCCGUGGGUGACCUGGCGAGACCUAGCACAUCCGAAGAACCGAAAUUAGUUUCCGACUCUUCGAUAAAUGACUGCAACGAAAAUGACAUCGGUAAAUUUAUUGGACAAGCAUCAAUGUUAUCGACUGAAAUGAAGAAAGAAUUGCUUGAAAACACUUGGUCUCCAUCUGCGACGUAUGACUUUGCGGAAGACGCUAAACAUUUGAAGAGGAAAUUCAAUUAUUCAUGGUUGGAAACGUACUCUCCAUGGUUGGCCUAUUCCAGGCACCAAAAAGGAGCCUUUUGUAAAUAUUGUACAUUGUUCCCGCCAAAUCCAAAUUCUUUUAGAGGCGUAUUAGGGUCAUUUAUCAUAAGGCCGUUUUGUAAGUUCAAAGAUAUUCACGAGCAUUGCAAAAAGCACAUGGAAACCCACUUCCAUAAGAUGGCACUGGAAGCCGCUAAAUCAUUUCUUGGAAGUGUACCUGUAGAUUUACAACUCAACAAAUACUCCCGGGGCAUUAUUGAAGAAAACCGAAAAAUUAUAACAUCUAUUAUUUCCUGCAUUACGUUUUGCGGGUCGCACGACUUAGCUCUGAGAGGAAAACAUUAUGGCGAAGGUAUUCUCGAGGACUUAUACAAGCUACGAAUUGACGCGGGAGAUUUAGUUUUGAAGAAACACUUUGAGCAUGGGAAAAAGAAUGCAAGCUAUCGAUCGAUUCAUAUUCAAAAUGAAAUUAUCGCAACUUGUGGAGAUGUUAUUAAGGCAGACAUUGUGAAAAAAGUAAAAGAAGCAGAAGCUUAUAGUGUGUUAGCAGACGAAACAGCUGAUAUUUCCGGUACUGAACAAUUAUCGAUUGGGCUGCGAUAUUUUGACGAGGAAGCCAAUGAGGUUCAAGAAAUGUUCGUCGGAUUUGUUGAGCUGAAGGGUCUGGAUGCGAAAUCUAUUGCAUAUUGCAUUGAUGAGUUUCUGACAAAAGAAGACCUUAAUCCUGCUGAUAAAUGCGUUGGUUUUGGAUUUGACGGUUGUUCGACGAUGUCCGGAAAAGACGGUGGAGUACAAGCGAUCCUUCGCAAAAAAUAUACCAAAGCACUGUUCUUUCAUUGCUCGUCCCAUAAACUGAAUCUGGUAAUAAAUGAUCUCAAUAGUCUUCCUGAAAUUCGAAACACCAUGGGAACCACUAAAGAUAUUAUAAAUUUUUUUCGGGAAUCUGUUUUGAGAAGAAAAUUGGUACCUAAUAUUGCCAGGCUCUGCGAAACAAGAUGGAGUGAGAAACAUAAAACUAUCAGAGUAUUUAAGGAGAAUUUUCCUGUUAUAUUGGAAGCCUUAGAAAACUUAUCGCGUGAAGGAAACAGUGCUACUCGAAAAAGUGCCUUUCAACUCCAUGCGGCUGCUUUCAAAUAUCACUUCAAUGCCGCGCAUUGUUGGGAAACAACGUCAUCGAAGCAAUCACCCAGCAGAAAGCCCUUCAGAAUUCUGGAAAAAAUCAUUAAUAAUACCAUACUUGGACUCCGUUAUUACAUCGCUUGAAACACGCUUUGCUGAAGAAAAUACUCCAUCAUUUGCUUUAUCUAAAUUACACCCCGCACAAAUGCAAACGAUGUCAGUCGAAAAUCUCACAGAAACU
This is a messenger RNA of Trichoplusia ni (cabbage looper), 1878 nucleotides long. RefSeq lists its product as uncharacterized. The coding region runs from base 390 to 1781 and encodes 463 amino acids. NCBI's taxonomy places the organism in Eukaryota, Metazoa, Arthropoda, Insecta, Lepidoptera, Noctuidae. The transcript has a single exon. The record is from RefSeq and is a predicted model, not a curated record.